Messenger RNA from Cucurbita pepo subsp. pepo (vegetable marrow), 1086 nucleotides. Its product is annotated as Chaperone DnaJ-domain superfamily protein. NCBI's taxonomy places the organism in Eukaryota, Viridiplantae, Streptophyta, Magnoliopsida, Cucurbitales, Cucurbitaceae. The record is from RefSeq and is a predicted model, not a curated record.
CGGAUCGGAUCGGAUCGGAUCAUAUACUACUCAGGCUCUGCGAUUCUUGUUUUCACUUGGACCCUCUCCUCGAAUUUCUAUGGCGAAGAAGAAGAAAUCUAGGGUUCCUAUGGAAGAAGAGGAGGAAGAGCAAGUUGAAACUCCGAGUGAAUCUUACGCCACUCAGAACAGCCUCUACGAGGUUCUUGGAGUGGAGAGGACAGCUUCUCAGCAGGAAAUCAAGAAGGCAUACUAUAAGUUGGCGCUUCGCCUUCACCCUGACAAAAACCCUGGAGAUGAGGAAGCCAAAGAGAAAUUUCAGCAGCUGCAAAAGGUUGUGUCCAUUCUUGGGGAUGAGGAGAAGCGUGCAGUUUAUGAUCAAACAGGCUGCAUUGAUGAUGCUGACCUUGCAGGGGACGUUGUUCGGAAUCUUCACGAGUUUUUCAGAACGAUGUACAAAAAGGUCACUGAAGCUGACAUAGAUGAAUUUGAAGCAAAUUACCGAGGAUCUGAAUCAGAGAAGAAGGAUUUGAUUGAUUUGUUUAAGAAAUUCAAGGGGAAUAUGAACAGGAUGUUCUGUUCUAUGCUUUGUUCGGAUCCCAAGCUUGAUUCGCACAGAUUCAAGGAUAUUUUGGAUGAGGCUAUAGCUAAUGGGGAACUGAAGGUAACGAAGGCCUACGAGAAAUGGGCAUGGAAAAUAUCCGAAACAAAGCAACCUACCAGCCCUGUGAGGAAGAGGGUGAAAUCCAAUAAAGAGUCGGAAACAGAUCUCUAUGCAAUAAUAUCUCAGAGAAGGAAUGAGAGGAAAGAUCGAUUCGAUUCCAUGUUCUCGUCUUUGGUUUCUAGAUAUGGGGGAGGCGAUUUGUCAGAACCGACUGAGGAAGAAUUCGAGGCUGCCCAGAAGAAGCUAGAGAGCCGAAAGUCGUCCAAAAAAUCCAAGAGGAAGAGGAAGUAAGUCUCUCAUCUAUGAUUGGUAAAUUGCUUGAUCAAUUGUUAGAUUCUGUACAAACGUUUUAGCUCUGUGCUGCUGAAUGACUUUAGAAAUGUUGAGACAAUGGUUUCCAUGAUGGUUGUUCUUAACCAUUUGCAACAAAUGAAGAAUUCAAA